AAAAUGCAGAGCACGCCCAACUACCUCUGGAAUAUGGACGAUGUGCUGGGCCAAGGGGCUACAGCCAGCGUGUACAAAGCCCGCAGUAAGAGAUCAGGGGAGCUGGUUGCUGUGAAGGUCUUUAAUAAUGCCAGCUACCUCAGACCACAGGAGGUGCAGAUGAGAGAGUUUGAGGUGCUGAGGAAAUUAAACCAUAAGAACAUCGUCAAACUGUUUGCAGUUGAAGAGACUACCCAGGGAAACAGCAAGCAGAAGGUGCUGGUGAUGGAGUACUGCUCACGUGGGAGCUUGCUGAGCGUGUUGGAAGAGCCAGAGAACUCCUUUGGCUUGUCUGAGUCAGAAUUCCUCAUCGUGUUGCAUUGUGUUGUGGCCGGCAUGAACCACCUUCGUGAGAACAGCAUUGUCCAUAGAGACAUCAAACCAGGAAACAUCAUGCGGCUGGUGGGGGAAGACGGGCAGAGCAUCUAUAAGCUCACGGAUUUUGGGGCCGCUCGAGAGCUGGACGAUGACGAGAAGUUUGUGUCGGUCUACGGGACAGAGGAAUAUCUUCACCCGGACAUGUACGAGCGAGCGGUUCUGAGAAAACCCCAGCAAAAGGCUUAUGGGGUGACUGUAGAUCUGUGGAGCAUUGGGGUAACCUUUUACCAUGCUGCUACGGGCAGUCUCCCAUUUAUCCCCUUCGGCGGACCUCGCAAGAAUAAAGAAAUCAUGUAUAAAAUAACGACCGAGAAACCCGCUGGAGCUAUCGCAGGUGUCCAGAGGCAGGAGAACGGGCCCAUUGAGUGGCGCUACGAGCUGCCCAUCACCUGCCAACUGUCUGUGGGGCUGAAGAGCCAGCUCAUCCCCAUACUGGCUAACAUUCUGGAAGUUGAUCAGGAAAAAUGCUGGGGCUUUGAUCAGUUUUUUGCUGAAACCACUGACAUCCUGCACAGGAUAGUGGUCCAUGUCUUCUCCUUGCAGCAAGCUACCAUGCACCGGAUCUACAUCCAUGCCUACAACACUACCACCAUAUUUUUAGAAGCUGUCUUCACGCAGACAAAUAUAGCCCCUCACCAUCAAGAAUAUUUUUUUGAAGGUCACCCGUAUCAAUUGGAACCCAGCUUGCAAGCUCACAAUUUCUCCAGAACCACAGAAAAUAGCCCACUGACCUUGCUGAGCAGUGUACCGGAGGAGCCCGUGGGAGUGAAAUUCAGAGAUCCGUCACAUGAGUUUCCAAAGUUUGUCCCAAAGGUUGAUGUCCUAGCUGACUGCAGCAUGGCAAAGGGUGUCCUGAGUGCCGUUCACCAGACACUGAAGAUCUCUCGGUCACUUUUGAAAUGUCAAGAGUUUAUUCUGAGAGGUCUUUACUGGGUGAUUGAGAGCCUGAAAGCCAAGUGCUCCCGUGUUGUGGAGAGAAGGGAAGCGGCCGUUUCGAUGCUGAGCGGCUUGCAGCAUACCGAGCUGAAGGCCUUCGUGUUGUAUGAGUCUGUUUCUGGAGGGAACGGUAGUCCAGAGCUGAAGGAUCUGGCUGAGGUGAAAACAAGGCUGCAGACUGUCACUGAAGACCUCACCAGAUGUUCCCACAGCAUCUCCGAACAUAAAGGGACAUUGGACUCUCUUUUGUCUGAGCUGGUAAAGCACAGGAAACAGGCACAUGAAGAUAGCAUCCGGCAGAUGGAGUGCUGCCUCGAGAAGAUGCAGCUCAUAUACAAGCAAUUCAAGAAGACCCGGAUGAGUCCGCGGCUAGCCUACAAUGAGGAACAAAUACACAAGCUGGAAAAGAUGAAUUUAGGGCAUUUGGCCAAAAAGGUCUUGUCGAUUUUCCAGGAGGACUGCGUACAGAAAUAUCAAGCUAUUCUGGCCAUCCAUGGGAACAUAACUAGGGACGUUUGGGAGAUGAGAGAACAUUUGAAGAAACUCAGCAACUCUAUAGCCGCUUGUAAUGUGGAGAUGAUGGGAUGCCAGGAGUGCCUCCAUAAUGCUUUGGACAGAUUACCUCAGAGAAUCCUGUGGGAGAAACCAAAUUUGACCCAGGUCUCUUCUGCUCCCCCACCAAUUUACAUGAAUCUAGUCGAUCAGGAGAUGGUACUUAGAAUGAAGGAGCUUCGGGAGCAAAUGAAACUGGUAGCGAAUGACCUCCAGAGCAACAACAGCAUCAUUGAGCGGUUAAGUGGGGUUGUGUCCGCUCCAGAUGUUUGAGGGAGAUGUGAUGGAUUUGGAGCUGCUGAAAUAGUGUUUUGUUUUUUGUUUUUAAAUUAUCUCUCGCACUUUGGGUCAAGAUCAAUGGAGAACUUCAGCUCAAAGACAUCACCUUGUCCUACCUCUCUGCUCCAGCACUUUGGCACAGUUCACCAGCAUUAGCCUUACCUGGGCUGCAAACCUCAAGUGCUUGAAUACUGGCAGUGUCCCUAAUGUUGUUCAGACGUUGCCCUGUUUGGGUUUCCUUUGAGAAAAUGGAUUGUUUCCAGUAUUUUACAUUUCUUUCUUGUUCCCAUCGAAUUGCUGACUUCAUCCUGUAUCAAGGAGGCCGUGCUCUGUUAGAUGAAAUGGGUUAGAUUAAAUCAGCAUCUUUAAGCCACUUUACAUCUCUCCCACCCAUGGAAUACAAGCAGAAGUCUCUGUAAUUUGUGACUCCAGCAGAAAGAUGAUUUUUCCAUUGCAUGAUCUCCUGGGUUCUUUAUCCUUGUCAAUUUUGAUCAUCAUGGGUCCUUUCCAGUGUGAGCCAUGUGCAGGAAGGAUAGUGGACUCAAUGGAUCAGAGAUCUGCUCCAGUAUGGAAAUAUUCCCUCUUUCAACUGGGAGAAGGUGGAAUAUGGGCAAUGCAGAAAUCAACAGCACCAAAUCUUCGAAGAGCUUCGCUUUGGAGUAUAGCUGUUGUCAGCUGUCUGCUGGAGACUGACUGGACCAUCUGGUUGUGUUCUGUCACUUCCUCUCCACCUAAGUCGCAUAUGUUCUGAUUACCGAUGGCCAUAAGAAUAUGAAACAAUCGGAAGCUUCGCUUGCCGUGUCUUGUAGGUCCGUUUCCAGAGCGAUACAUGAACUCUGUGCUUAUAUGCACAUGCGCGCACACGCUCCCUGAGAAAUUGCAUAUUAAAGAUAUUGUGUAAAAUCCUUGAACGUGACAUCCAUGGACUGCAUCCAAACGCAUCUUUACAAGUGAGAGAGGGUGAUUUUUGUUUUGGGAUGAGCCGUGGAAGUCAAUGCCAAGCGGACAGCUGAUCUAGCUGUAAAAUGCUGAAUUAUUCCAGAGAACGCUGGUCCGAUUGGCUUAUUGGCGAUUUAAUUUAAAUUUGUUAGAUUGGCAUCCCAGAAGGGACAAAGUGAAAAACGUUCAAAAGUGACUUGGAGACCUAAAUUAUAUUUUCAAAAGGGACUUGGGCACUUGGGAGCCUGAAUCUUAUUGAAAGUUAAUGGAACUUCAAGCUCUUAAGUGCCCGAGUCACUCUUGACAACUGGGCUUUGGUUCCUAAAUCACUUAGGCACCAUUGAACAUUUAUUCACAGAAAGCUAUACACAUGAAACAGAUGGUAUAAAAAUAACUCUUUCUGGAAUAAUUUCACUACUCACUAAGUGUUAUCAUUCCUUGGCCACAUGGGCCAGAUUCACAGCUGGUGUCUCCAUUGGAGCUUCACUGAUCUACACCAGCUUCAUGAUCUGGCCCUAUGAAUUUCAAUCUUGUUUUCGAUCAGGAAUCUCUUCUUUCUUGAGUCUCCGCUUUUAACUGCUACCAGAGUUAAUGAGAGCUGUGUGUGUGUGUGUGUGUGUGUGUGUGUAUCUAGGUCCCAUGUAUGUGAUAGCAGAACACUGACUACCCGAAUGCUUCACUCUCUAAACCUUCUUUUCUAAUACACUGCCCUGGUACCCUCUUGGCUCCCUGUCCCUUGACUCUGAUUACUCAAAUAAUCAGUGAUCCAAGCGUAUUUGGUGGUACAGUUGAUCUGGAUCUGACAGUGUAUUUGAUGCAGAGAAGGCAUCUCUUUAAUGCAAACCAAAUGUAAACACAGGAAUGGUCUGGUUUGUUUGGAGAACAACUUGUAAAUGGAACUCGUUUGCUUGGUCAUGUCUGUGGUGUGUUAACGUCCACAUGAUAAUGGAAUAAAAUGGUUACAGAAA
Malaclemys terrapin pileata is the source of this 4091-nucleotide messenger RNA. It is a transcript of the gene IKBKE, whose product is annotated as inhibitor of nuclear factor kappa B kinase subunit epsilon. Lineage: Eukaryota; Metazoa; Chordata; Testudines; Emydidae. Bases 4 to 2178 code for a protein of 724 amino acids. The record is from RefSeq and is a predicted model, not a curated record. The transcript has 20 exons. Gene Ontology annotation, cellular component: cytoplasm. Gene Ontology annotation, biological process: peptidyl-serine phosphorylation. Gene Ontology annotation, molecular function: protein serine/threonine kinase activity; ATP binding.